CGGCUUCAGGAGUGGUUCAGGGAUUCUGAUUGCUGUUUUGGGUCGGUCUUGAGCCCUGUUUGUAUACUCUGUUGCGUGGAGGGGGGGAAUGAUUGUGUGGUCAGGGUCAAGGCUUUGGAUUUAUUUUUAUUUUUUAUUUUUUCGUUUCUCCUUUUCAUUUUUAGGGUCAGAGUCAGGGUCUGAGGCUCGAGCUUGGAGGGAAGGAAGGCGUGUGCUUUUUUUUUUUCUGUUUUCUUCAAAAUGUGGGAAGGGAAAAACAGGCACUGUUUCUCUUUGCUUUUUUCCCCUCUUUUUUUCCCUCUUGCGCAGUCUUCUUCUGUCUUUCUUCUAAAUGCUGUAUAUAGUAUUAAAUUAGUUUAUUCAUUUAAUUUAUUACUACUUUUUUUUUCACGCUCGCCCGUGGGUUUGAUCCUCCUUGGCUGACAACUCCCCUCCACCGUAACUUAU
Messenger RNA from Aspergillus steynii IBT 23096, 447 nucleotides. RefSeq lists its product as uncharacterized. Bases 89 to 331 code for a protein of 80 amino acids. Lineage: Eukaryota; Fungi; Ascomycota; Eurotiomycetes; Eurotiales; Aspergillaceae. The record is from RefSeq and is a predicted model, not a curated record. The transcript has a single exon.